UUUCAUUAUUAUAAAUAGAGGCAAUCGUCACCACCACCUUUCCUCAUCUCAAAGACUCAACCAUUGCGGUGCUACGAAAAAAACAAAAAACACUUGUAAUUGAAAUUAAGAAAGCAAAAAAGAAAGAUGGGUUUGAGCCGUUUUGCGAUAUCGAAUGCAACAAGGCAGAUACUGAAGCUAAACUCGUUGGGAAACAGAAACCGAACAUCAUCGUCAUCGGAUCAUGUCCCAAAAGGACACGUAGCAGUUUACGUGGGAGAACAGAUGGAGAUGGAGAAGAGGAGAUUCGUGGUUCCAAUAUCGUUUCUGAAUCAUCCUUCCUUCAGAGAGUUCCUUAGUCGAGCAGAGGAAGAGUUUGGAUUCGAUCAUCCAACGGGAGGCUUGACCAUUCCAUGUAGAGAGGAACUCUUUCUUGAUCUCAUCGCUUCUCGGUUACAGUAAUUAAGAAUCAUGCGUUUUAUUAGUAUAAUUGUAGUGUAUUUAUAGGAAUCUUGAGAUUGAGGAUAUGUAUCUUUUCAUCAUGUUUCUUCCCAUGUAUCUUUUUAAAUCAUGGAGAAUUUAGAAGAUUUGAUAUAUCUCUAUUUCUU
This is a messenger RNA of Capsella rubella, 587 nucleotides long. RefSeq names its product auxin-induced protein 15A. The record is from RefSeq and is a predicted model, not a curated record. NCBI's taxonomy places the organism in Eukaryota, Viridiplantae, Streptophyta, Magnoliopsida, Brassicales, Brassicaceae. The transcript has a single exon. Gene Ontology annotation, biological process: response to auxin. The coding region runs from base 127 to 441 and encodes 104 amino acids.